AUGUUGAUUUCUAAGCCAAUUAACUCCCAAAACCAACAGUUACCUGCAAAAACUACAUGCACAACUGUUUCUGCAACAACUGCACAUGAAACGGUUCCUGCAGAAACUCCACGUGCAACAACUCUACGUCCAGCAAUCCCACGUGCAACAUAUUCACGUGCAACUGUUCCUGGAGCAACUACACGUGCUGCUGUUUCUGCAACAACUCCAUGUGCAACUGCUUCUACAGUACCCCAACUUGCAACACUUCUAGCGACUCCACUUACAACUAUUCCUGCAGUAACUCCAUUUGCAACUGUUCCAGUAACUGCUCCUUCAGCAGCUUCAACAGUUAUUCCAUCAGUAAAUGCCCCUCAAACUUCACCAGUAAUUGUUCCAGUACCAACAAUAAAUCCUGGUUCAGUAAUUUCUGCAUCUCUUCCCUCCUAUCAUCCGCUGGUACUGAAAGAAGCAAGGAAAGAGGAAGCAAAAGACAUCGAAAGGAAAAUUGUACAAUCUUUAAAAAAGAAAAAAUGUUUUCGUUGUAAAGUGUGUAAAAAUUUGAUUACUGGACCAGACGCUGAACAUAUGUAUGAAGAACACGUAAAAAAAUGUGUUAAAUCAAACAUCUUUGAAUGCACAAUUUGUUAUAAAAGAUUCAACCAUAAUCGUGGUCUCAGAACUCAUUUGAGAAACACACAUUUGGUUUUUGACUAAAUGACAAACAAAAUAACUGUACCUAUUAAAAUUAUGAUAUUCCACGUCUUCGCAUUGAAAGUGUUUAUCCUUUUAUUUUUAUUUCAACUAAGACAUGGAUAUUAUAUCUGAAACUUAUAAUACUAUUAAAUAAAUAAAUAUAACCAAUUUUUAACUGACAUGUUUGAUAUAAUUAUAAUUAACACAUUUAGUAUAGUACCUACUUAUAGUUUGACUUUUUUCAUAAUUUUAUUCAUCACUCAUUAUUCAUUAUUGGUUUGCUUGUACAUCUUACAUAUAGUUAUUGCGUAGAAUUAAAAUGGUUUAUUUACAUCAGACAUUUAGCUAAAGUAUAGUUCCUUUGUUUUAGAAGUAGUUAAGUUAGUUGUCUUGGUUAUUAAAAAAGGAAGUUUUUUUUAAUUUGAUAAAACCUUAUCUUAAACGGUUUAACUAAAUAUAAAAGUUGUGUCUAGUACUUAUUGAAUUUGUUUAUAAUUUAAAAAUAAAUUAUGUUAGUAAUUCAUAAUUAAAUGUGUUGCUUACUUGAAUGUCUUUUUUUUUUUGUAAUAAUUUUAAGAACAUUCAACUGAAAAACUGCCCUUACUGCAGUUGAUAUUAUACCUUCAGCAAUUAAUAUUUAUUUAUCAAUAAAAACUUUUUGACCAUUUUGUCAAUUUUGACUAUAAAACAUUUAUAUAUUGUAUAUUAUUUUUAAACGUAUGUUUUAGUAACUUAUUGUUAUAGGCAUUAACAAAAAUGACUAGGAAAUAUAAUAAUAUUAAUUCUUACAUAAAUCUUUUGCAAAACCUGCAAUUUUACUACAGUCCAUCUCAACAAAAUAGAUUCUAUAUUAUAGAUAAUGAAAAAUUAUUAUUAUUGUUAUUAAUUACACAUAACAUAAUCAAGACUAUGUUGUUUAAAUUGUUUCAUAAUAAUUUGUAUUUUUAAUUUAUGAUACAUAUUCCUAAUCAUAAUGGCUUUAUAAUUAUUAUGUCUACUAAAUAUUUACUCAAUUUUUGAUAUUUUGCUGGAAUUUUUCUAAUUAUUAUUAUUAUUUUUUAUUUUUUAGUUGAUUUUAGCUAUAUAUCUUAUAAUGUAUUAUAUUAUAUUAUCAUUAGUAUUUAAUUACUGUUAAUAUUUUCACGCACAAAAUUAAAAUAUUUAUAAUAUCACAUAUUAUAGUAACUAUUUAAACUUGUAUCUGAAAUUAUAAUAAUAUAUUCAGACCAUAAUAUUAAAUAUUACUCAACUAUAUAAUUUUAUGUAGUCAUAUCUUUUGUAUUAACCUUAAUUUUCUUUUUAAUACUUUAAUUAAUUUGUUGUACUAUAUUACUGUAUAUCUUAAAGCAGCGUCUAAACAUAAACCCUUAAUAAGAUGUCACACGACCAAUAUUUGAAGAAUAGGUAGACAAUUUUAACUGAAAUUAAGAAAGAAUGAAAAUUUCUCAACUCAAAAAUGUAAUAAUUAAUUUUUAAAUUUAUUAAGUUAUAUAUUUAAACAAAUUUAAAAGUGAUCCACUAUAUUAUUAUCAGAAUAUUGUUUAUUUUGUAAUCGUGGAAUAAGGUAGAAUGCUUAUAGGAAAACCAUUACGUGUGGGAUAACUUCUUACUCUUUCUGAAUUUAUAGAAGUGCUACCAAAAUUUCAGAACAUAUAGGGAAGAACUUUGUUUAUAUUGUAGCAUGCUUAUUUUCGUUAAUAGCAUUAACAAAUUUUACCCAUUGAUUUUUAAUCAGUCAUUGAAAAUAUAAAAAACAAAAAACAAAACUGAAUGUUUACAAAUCUGGAUUUAAUAAUAAUAUUUAUCUCAAGGAAACAAAUAAGCAUAGUACGACGCAAACGAAGUUCUUCUUUACGUGUUGUGCAAUUUAAAUAGAUCUAUAAAUAUGGGGUAAGAAAAAUAUUGUCUAGCAUAAAAUAGUUUUUACAAUCGAAUUACAGUUGGUGUGGCAUCAUCUUAAUGCUAUAUUAUAUAAAUGUAAUGCAUUAUUAAAUGUACACUUCACCGUAAUGUCGUGUUUUUUUAUGUAAACUAACUAAUUUUGUUCGUCUAUCUAUUAUUAUACAGAUAGAACGACGACGUUGUUUUGGCUGGAAAAAUUGAACGAAGCUGUAAAAUCGGACCCAUCCGUUUGCCCUGGACGUUGCGGUCGUAAAUUUGGAGGUCAAAAUCGGAAAGCUAAUCUUAAAUAUCACUUGAUUAAACAUUGUGGCAAAAUUUUCAAUUGUCCAAUAUGUACGAAAACAUUUGUGAAAGAAUCAAAUUUGAAAUACCACUUGGGAUCAGUUCAUAAAAUUGUACUAUCAUAAUUUUGAAAACUGACAUUGUUAUUACAAUUUUAUUACACUUUUAUACUGUAUUGAUUUUAAUCUGUUACACUGCAGUGGUUCUCGAUCUUUUUUGUAUGACAACACCCAUAUUUAGAUCCAUAGAAAUGACACAUACAAUGCUCACAACACGAUGAUAAUGACUGAGGAAACUUAUUUACGUACAAAUAAACAACUUUUUUGACGAUACUCAACACAGUAAUACGUGACACACAAGUUGAGAAUCACUGUAGUUACAGUAUAGUCACUAAAUAUUUUGUUAAUAAUUACAUAGUAAAUAAGUUUUAUUACUUACCUUUUAUACCUAUUUAAAGUUUGUAUACAUAUUUUUAAAUAAAUAAAAUAACAAUAAUGGAAUAGAUGUAACACUACUUUAAAAAAAAAAAAAUAAAACUUAAAAUGUAUUUGUUUAUGAAGAUAUUUCAAUUGUUGCAUAUUUAUAAUAUUUUAAAAUUGUAUUUAUAAUUUAUAUAAUUAAUAUGCACAUUAUAAAUCUAACAAUUCAUUAGAGGUAAAUAAACUUUUUAUCAGUCAAUAGUUUUUUUACUUGUACUAUUUGCAUAAAAUAACCGCAGAACCUUAAAAUCAACAAAUGUCUACGUAUAUUGUAUAUUUAAAAAAAAAAAUGUUUUUUCAUGGUACCUAUAGUUAAAAUAUUGAUAGUGAUAAUUAUUAAAAAUAAUUAUUUAUUGUUUUGGAUUUUAAUCGGAGUUCUGAAAUAAGAAAAUUACCGUCUGCAGGCAGUAAUAAAGCAUUAUAUUAUCAUUUUUUUUUUUACAAAUUAAUUUUAGCACUUCCCUCAGUAAUAUACUUAUUACAAUAAAGCUCUCGAUUGAAAAAUAUUAACAACAUCUAAACUGGCUUUACAUUACAAUUUUUAUUUGAAUGGGGUUGUUUAUAAUAAUAAUUAUGUACUUACCUAUAUUAUGUUAUAUUAUUAUUAUUUUUUUUUUUUUUUUAUUAUUAUUAAUAUCUGUUUUUACGUUAUGUUUAUUUUCAGAUUUUAUGUUAAAAAGAACCGACAUGUGGGCGUGCAAAGACAAUCCGGUGUACUGUCCGAAAAACUGCGGCCGAUGUUACAAGGGCAUGUGGCGCAAAUACAACUUGCAAAAACAUUUAAAAUACGAGUGCGGUGUGGCACCGCAAUUCAAAUGCUUGGCGUGUUCGAAAAGUUUCUCGUUAAAAGCUAAUUUAAAAAUGCACAUGCUAGUCGUUCAUAAAAUAAUAUUGGGCUCUACCCCGUUAUAAUAAACGCGUUUGUCACAUUAUAUGUUCGCAUUCUAAAAUGUACAUUAUAAUCACAAAAUGUUCACGUUUUUAGUCUAUAGUGCCAUAUAAAUAUAUAUAUAUAUAUAUAUAUAUGUAGUGUUCUGUUUAUCCCGGUGGCGCCUAAAACGGUUUCGUCAAUAUGGUAUUAUAUAAUCUGCGUGUAGUUACUUCACCAAUUUUUGGCGUCAUUCUUUUAUACCUAUUACCAAUGUUUUAUGUUAUAUUGUUUUCAUAAUUUUAUUUUCGAAUAUUUAAUAUGUGUAUGUGUAUUAAAAAGAGCAAAAUAUUAUUAAUUUGUGUAACUCGAUUAUUGUUUCGUAUAAAAUAUUGUUAUAAUCUCGUAUUAUUUUUUGAAUAUAAUAUAUAUUAAUUUUAUAAAAUAUAUAGGGAUGAAAUAUGUAUAAUUAUUACCAUUACCCCGACACUUACUAGUAUAGAAAUUAAACUCAAUAAUAUUAUUCUACAUUAUAAGUAACGUCAUGCGAUAAUAUUAUAAUACAAGGUGAUCAACAUAACGUAGAGACUCAGAAAGUGUUAACUUUUUUCGUAAUUUGUUUUUAAAACAAUUUUAGAAGCAAGCAUCUCUAAAACCAUUACCCACUUUUGAAUUUCAAUUAACAAUCUAUAUUAAAAAUUCCAUUUAACGAGAUAAUCCACUUUCAAGUAUGAGUAGGGGAGAGUAGCGAUACAAUGGCGGCUAUACAAAUUAUUCUCCACUACUAUCUUCCUAUCGUAAACUUCUUAGUGGAAUACUCGUCAACGGAUUAACGGAAAUUAGAAAUUUCAACAUGAAAAUAUCUUCAAACUACAAUUUUAUAUAUUUUUGGAAUUUUUAAUAUUCAUAAAAAAUUUGUGUGAUUUCACCCCCCUCCCCCUCCCCAAAAAAAAAAAAAUAAAUAAAUAAAUAAUAAUAAUAAACUUUAUUAGCUCGCUUCUUAAAUUUUGUAAAAAACUGAUUUAAAAAAAAGUUAAUACUUUCUGAGAUAAUCGGUGUCUUAUGUUAUGUUGAUCACCUUGUAUAAAAUUGAAUUUUUUUAUGAUAUUAACGGUUUCGUUGUUACCAUAGUUACCGUAUACAUUAUUUUAUGUAGAUUUUCCGAUUAUAGCCGGAUUACAACAUUAAGUAUUCUAUUGAAAAAUAAUUUCAAAAAAUAACGCAUCCUUUUUUCGAAUUUGUCGUGUGAUUUUGAACGAUGACGCGAAUAAAAACGAACAAAAAUAUCGCAAGCUUAAAAAAUGAUGUUUAUCUAUACUCUCCUUUUUAACCCAUAUAAUAUUAUGAAGUUAAAUAAAAUGUUGUUUAUGUAGUUAAAUUAGUAUAAAUCUAAUAGCGAUUAUUAUUUAUAACCAUAUAUAUAAUAUGUAUAUUAUCAUAUUAUAGUUCGAUGUACAAGUUUUACUUGAAUAAAACAUAAUUGUAUAAACUAUACGCAUAAAAUGGUAGAAAAAAAGUUUAAUAAUUUGACAAGUUUCAGAAAUUUGUAUUUUUCAACUUCUCAUUGUAUCCAGUUAGGUCUAUAAUCUAUGCAAUACAUUUAGUUAUACUGUUCUUCUAUAGGUACACCUAUACUCUCAAAAAAAGUUUUUCUGUCAUUGUUUGUAUAAUUCACUACCAAUUUAUAUCUUACAGAAUUGUCUCUUUUCAGUUUGCAACUCUUUAAAUCGUCUACCAUCUCUGCAUCCUCAUCAACCAUUGUAUUCUUUGUCUAUAUAUGUAUGUAUGUAGCCUACUAACAAAACAUGUUGUUCAUAUCAUACAGCUCUCCGAUGAACCUUCUUCACCAAUCCACGUAUUUUAUUUUUAAAAGUUCUCAACCUUUUCUUUGUAGAUGUAGAGCUACAUUUAAUAAAAAUAUAUAUAUAUAUAUAUAUAUAUGUAUAUAUAAUUUACACGUUAUAAUAUCCCAUUUCGAGGGUACCCUGACGCAGAAAUUUAGUGAGUAUAUUUUAUACUAAUAAGCGAAUUGUGUGACGUCUAAUACUCGUAUUAAAAGAUUAUUUAUAAUAUUUAUAAAAACAGAGUUUUAAAUUUGUAUGUACGUUUUUUUUUUUUAUAAAUAUUUUGUUUCUCAAAACAUUUGAGUUCGAUUUCCGCAGGGCGAGCGUUCGUUUGGCUUAAAAAAAAGGUUAUUGUUUCAAUUAACACGUAUUGUGAUUACAGAUGAAAAUAAUAUAUUACUACGACUUGUGGACCAGGCCAUAACUUGCGACCCGGCAUAUUGUCCGAACAAAUGCGGCAGAUUUUACAAAGGUCAGCAUCGUAAAAUAAAUCUCCGUCGACACGUAUUCGAGUGCGGCGUCCUGCCGAGAUUUCCGUGUUACGCCUGUAAGAAACGGUUUUUCCGGAGGUAUCAACUAAAACUUCACUUGAACAAUGUACACAAAUACCUUGUUCCGGCCAACAACGAUGUAAAUUGUUACAAAAAUUAUGUUUUUCAGUGACGUUUUCAAAAAGUAGAAUAUAAGUGAAUUAUAAGUGAAUCUUGAGUUAACAUUAUUAUGCUAUUAUUAUUUAUUAUAUAUCAUGUUUUAGCGAUUUAUAUACAUUAUUAUUGUUAUUUUUUUUUCAAGAACAUCAUUUAAAGUUGUAGAUAACGAAAGUAGGUAAUAGAAAGAGAAUACGAAAUGUAAAAUUUAUCGAAUUGUAUUAUACAAUUUUUCGUUUUUUUAUAAUAUUUUUAUACGAAUGUUGUUUAUGUUAAUUUUCCAAAGUUUAUUGAAAAUAUAUUAUAUUUUAUGGUAUUAGGAGUAUUAAAACUAACAUCUGUUUUUCCUGUCUAUCUCUCUCGUAAAGCAUAACAACAAAAACAUUCCAGACUUCUACGAUUGCGAUUCUUUGGUUAAGUUUAGGACAAAUGGACAUAUUAUACUAUACAUUUUAUAAAGAAGAAUAUUUACUUAGGAUACCAAUCAUUUUAUUAUUGUUGUUGUUGUUUUUAUUAUUAUUAUUGUUAUUUAGAUAGGUAUGCGUGUUUUAAUUUUACUUAAUUUCUCUGAAUUCGUACUAUUACUUAUUACUUAUUAAUUACUUAUUAAAAUAAUUAUACGUAUAUCAGACAUAAUAAAUAAUCUUUUUAUUUAAAAGCAUAAUAGAUAUAGGUCUUUUUGCCUCUAACCUCAAUCAGAUAGUCGCAAUUGAGAUAGAAAUGCGGGGAAUGCCUUUGUUACUAUAUUAUACGUGAGGCAGAGAUGGAAAAAACAAAUGUUGAUAUAGAGUACUCUUCUCUAAAUACAAUUUGUAAAACUUGAAAAUAUUGAUAAAACAACGAAAUUAUUGAAUUAGUGCAUAAUAUAUGAUAUUUGAGUAUUUAGAAUAAAUUAAAUUAUUUAUUUAACUGUUUUAUUAACUGUUAUUUAAACAUAUUUUUUGCUAGUAUAGAUAAUUAAAAAGGGAUGCUGCAAUUAAUAAGAGUUUACAUAGUGCCUAUGGAGGCAGCUCCAUAGGCAUUUGAUAAACAGUCGCUUUAAUAUAAAUAUAUUUUUAAGAUGACCGAAAUAAAUAUAAAAUCUACGUGUUUUACAAAAUAUAAAAGUAACAAAAGAACCAAAACCUGCAGGUUUUCAACUGCAAUGCAAAUCAUAACAAAGUGUAAAUUAGGUUAUUGAUUUAGGAAAAUAUAAUUAAUUAUUAUUAGCUUUUAGCGAGUGUAUAUGCACCUACAAUAAUUUGUGUAUAAACUUCAGUAUAAAAAUUUUAAAAUUCAUAUUUAUGUCGAAUUCAAUCAGUUUUAUUUUUAUUGUAAUCGAUUUUGCAAAAUAUGCCGUUUUAUUCAACCUUAAAUUAUUUUUAAAGUGUUUUUUUUUAGAGUAUUUUAUUUGACUAAAUGCUUUAACUCUUGUCAAUUAGAUGCUAAUUUCAAUUUGAUUAUGUUUACAGAUAUAUCGGCGAACUUGUAAGUAGUAAUGUGCCCAAGAUGCACUCAGCCUUAUAAUGGACCGUGGCAAAAACAUAUUUUAAGCCGACAUAUGAAAUACAAUUGUGGCGUGGAGCCUAAGUUCACGUGUGCAAUAUGUUUAAGAAAGUUUAACAGAAACAAAAACUUGAAACGACAUUUAGCGUUGGUGCAUGAGAUAAUAUAUAUAUAUCUAACAAUUGUUACUAGGCACUUCGGUUUGUUUUAUAAUCCGGCAGAAUUGUUUAAAUCCAAUUUUACGUUUUGCUGAUUUAUGAAACAUUGGACCUAACAAAUAUCUUUUGACUAUAUAAUUUCUAGGGCUGUGAAUUUAAUGCAAUGAAAAAUUUUAAAAAUACAAUAAAAUAUGCAUUUAAAGUCUCAAAAAUGCAAUUCGAAAUUCACUUAAAAUGGUUCUUCAUUUAAUUUUUAUAUUUAUUUUGAUAUUACUGAAUAAAAUAUAAAUUUGACGUAUGUACAGACUGUGUAAAACAAAACAAAUGAGUGUAAAUAUUUUAAUUGACGAAAUUUGAUUAAAAGUACCGACGAAUAAAUGAAAAGGGAAAAUAUGACUUCAAGUCCUAAAAAUGACCUUGAACAUUAAAUCCGUCAAAAAAUGUAAAAAACUGCAAAUUAAAAGUUUUAUAGAUGAAUUUGUUGUUCCAUGAUUCAAAUUAUGUACUUAGAAAGCUACGUUUCACAAUCGGUUAAAAAAAUACACUUUCCUACAAAUUCAUAGUCCUAGUAAUUAUUUUACUUAUAUGUAUUAAACAUGUAUUAAACUCUAUUAAAUCAAAAUGUACGUUACGAUUUUUUCUUUUUUAUUCAAAGUAUCUACCUAAGGACAUUAUACUUGUGUUAAAAUUCAAUUUAAUUACAUUUACAGAUAUUUUGGCGAAUUUAGUUGAAAUAUUGAAAUCUGAUCCAGCCGUGUACCCGGAUUGCGAUCGUCAAUAUAGUGGACCUGGGUGAAAAGGUAGUUUAAAACAACAUUUGAAACUGGAGUGUGGCGUGUCACCCAUGUUCUCGUAUACGAUAUGUUCCAGAAGAUUUAUUAGAAACGAAAGCGUAAAACAAUAUUUAAUAUUGGUGUAUAGGACUUUAAAUAACAGAGUAUAUUAAUGAUUUAAAUUUGUUGUCAAUAACAACGAUUAGUUUUUCGAGAACGCCACACCUUUUUUCGUCUUACAAAUGCAUGACAUACACAAAUUUUGGUUAAGUAGGGUUAAUUAUUUUGUGCUAUUAGUUUUGUUAUUGCAGUGAAUUUACUUAUUACUAGAUUAAAAGAUAAGAUCAAGCACUUGGCUCAUUUUAAGCUAACUAUGAAUGUGUAAAAUAUCAAAAUUUAAAAAUGAUUACAUUGUUUGGCUUAAAAAUUUAAAUUUCCAUAAACAAUUUUUGUAGUUGUAUAAAUGAUUUUCUUGUCUUCGAGUCUCUUAAUAGGUCAAUUUACUUCAAUAUUAAAAUGAAUAACUUAAAAUUAGCCGUGCGUAACACAAAUUCGCUGUCGUACGUUUAUAAGGCGGACAGUAUAAUAUGUGAAUCUGGCUUUCUCUUAAAAGUUAAUAAAAUUAUACUAGUGGUCUAUUAUUAAUUUAAUUAAAUGAUUUAAGAUUUAGUGAAUUAUGAAAUUUUGUAACAAAUUUUUUUUGAAAUGAAUGUAUACUACUUGUAUUAACUAUGUAUAUUAUACUAAAUUAAUUAUUCUUUGUUUUUAGUUUGUUAAAGUACUAUCUAAUCAAUAAUUGCCAACACCUAUGUAAUUUAUAACCAUUCGUGUAUUUUGUAUGCAUAUUGUGGAAAUACGUUUUAAAAAAUAUUCCAAACAGCUUAGAUACGCUGCUGUUUAACAGAUUUCGUGUUUAUUGUUUAUAAAUUACACACAGAAUUAUUCACUAGGCGUGUUCACCAUAUUUUUUUUUUUAAAUUUUGCAUAUAUACAAAUUUUUAUUUUUGGAAUUUUUAAGUGUAGUUAAAGUCGAUAUUUUCGAAUACUUAGAUUUUUCACAACAAUUAUCGAGUAUCUUGUGACAGUAUUAAUUUUUUAAAUGUGAACCUAUAUUAAAAAAUACAUACGUAGAUGGAGCAUUAGUUUAAAUACACUUUAGUGUUUACAUAUUUCAUUUCCAUCAAUCUGUUGCCAAGAUAUUCAACUUUUAGUUUAGGUAAAGAGAGGGUUGUGGAGUAUUAUUUGUGUGGUGACAUGGCGCGUGACGUUUUAUUAGUGCUCGAAAAUAUCAGCCAAAAGUCCAAAAAUCAUAAUUUGACUAUAUACAAAAUUUAACCCAAAAAAUGGGAUUAGCACGCUUAUUGAAUCAUUCUGUACAACUUUUUAAUAAUUCUCAUGCUCUAUUAUGUUAUUCUUACUGAACGAAUUGGCUUUAAUUUAACCGUUUGUUAAUAUUCAUUUUGAUUAUACUUUCACAGAUAUAUUGAAGAAUAGUACGAACAAUUUACCUGACCCGAUCUGGUGUUUUAAUAAAUGCGGUCGAUAUUAUAGCGGACAAAAACGAAAAUGUAGUUUACAAAAACAUUUAAAACUGGAGUGUGGCGUGGUGCCAAAGUUCUCGUGUGAAAUUUGUCGUAAACGAUUUACUAGAAAUGAAGGCUUAAAACGACAUUUAGAAUUUGUGCAUAAAAAAUAUUAUAAAUUUCCAACAAACAACCAAUAAAACGUUAUUCGAGAAGAGUGAUUUUGUAUUUUUUUUGGUUUUUUUGAAGUGGCCAAAACUGAACUAUUCGUUAUAUUUUCAUGUUUGUCAACAAUUAUAAUUGGGAUAAUACAAUCGAUUUUACUGUACAUCCAUAACGAGUAUUAUUCAAUUAAUCAUUAAAUAUUAAAUACACUAUUUUUCAUUCAAGUUACCACUACUAUACAACUAUACAACUCAGUUUGUAACUUGCAACCUUUGUUUCAAUCAUUUUAAUAGGUGUUUCCAAAAUGACCGUUUCUCUUUAGUAAUAGUUAAAGGAUUUAGUUUUUGUUUUCUGUUGCGUAAAUCCUUUAUUUAUAUAAUAUGUUUAAUGUACUUGUAUAUUAUACAGAUGUCCCACGGAGAUUUAUCCAUUGUAACAUCCUCUGGAGAUAAUAAAGAUAAUCAAAUUCUAUUUUUUUUUUUAUUUUUAAAUUACUCACUAGAAUGAGAACUACAAAUAUUUGUUACAAUUCAUUUUUUUUGUUUUGGUAAAAAUCAACAAAAUAAUUUUUUAUUUUGUUAUUUUUGAAAAAUUGUAAGAUUAACUUUUUAUUUUCAUUAAAUUUGUAAUUUUUAAUAAUUUCAGAGAGAAAAAAGUGUUUAAUCAAUUAACCAUAAGAAUAAUAAUUAAUUAGAGAAUAUGAUUACAACCUCCUGCUUAUGUAUAGGUACUUUUCUUUUAACUUUAAAAAAUUAUUACAAAUCACAAAUUUAAUAAAAAGUAAUUUUUUUAAUUUGUUUACCAAACAUAAAAAUAUAAUUUAUACAUGAAUAUUUGUAAUCCUUAUCCCUGAGAAUAAUAUAAAAAAACAGAAUCAGGUCAUUUUUAUUAUCUCAGGAGACAUUGCAAUAGAUAGUUUUUCGUGGGUAUGCUAUAUUUAUUAUUCGGUGUAUUUGAAUAAUUUUGUUUUUUUAUUAAUAUUAAAUUUGAUUACGUUUACAGAUUAUUCGGGGAACUUAAUAGGAGUACCGGAAUCCAACCCAGUCAUGUGUCCAAAUAAUUGCGGUCGAUGUUAUAGCGGAAAAAACCGAAAAAAUAAUCUUAAAAAACAUUUAAAACUAGAGUGCGGCGUGGCACCUAAGUUCUCGUGUAGAAUAUGUUGGAGACGAUUUACUAGAAACGAAGGUCUUAAACGACAUUUGAUAAUGGUGCAUAAAACGUUUCUUAAUUUAUAAUUUAUUAUUCCAGAAGUGAUAUUUUUUUUUUAUUUUUUUUUUUUUAAAGCGGACAAAACUGUUUUUUUCUUGUUGAUCAUUAAUUGAAAUUUGUAUAAUAAAACCUACUUUAGUAUUAUAGGUCGUAGAAAUAUUGUAUUGUGUCUAAUAAAUCCAAUAAAUUUAUGAAUAUUUAAUCAAUUGAUAGUUUUUCAACUAAAUCUACUAUUACACAAAUAUUCACGGGGUUAAAUAUUUUGACUGCGUCUAACUUGUACCUUUAUUUCAUCGGUUUUAAACUUAACCUCUAACAGUCUUUACAGUUAGAAAAAGAAAGAAAGUAUCGGUGUCCAAUCCUAUAUGCUCACAGACUUUUCAUUACCCAUUUUAAAAAAAUCCGUCAAGCCGAAACGAAUUUUAACUGGGGUGAUACUGAAAAAGAGUUAUACAUUUUGGCAACACGAAUCCAAGGACUUAUUUCGGAUUCACCUAGCGGCAGACUGUUACAGCUCGGAUGCAUUGUUCAAUGUUCAUGUUUGUUGUUUUCCUGUUUGUCAUUUACAAUCAAUAAUUAAAUUGAAAUUUGAUUUUCUAAUAACACGAGUCAUACUGGUUUUUGAAAUUUAAUAAAAUUGUUCAAGGUUUAAACUUUACGUAAUAGAUACUGGUCACUCAGUUUAUACAUUUUUACAUUUCUUUCAAAUAUACUUAAAAUACCUACUUAAUAAUUUGAUUGUUACAAUAAGAUGUUGGGAAAUUUAUCAUUGCGUUGUUAUACUAUUUAAAAUAUUUAAUUUAUUUUCGUUUUUAUGCAAUUAAUGUCAUUGAUACAACGACUCCGUUUACAAAUUUUAUAUUAGAAAUCUUCAAACAUUAACAAACCCCUGUGACUAAAUAAUUUCGAUCGUUAUUAUAGUGAAAUUGAGAAAAAUACUUUAAGACAACAUUUUAAGUACGAGUAUGACGUAAAACUUAUGUUUUCGAGUGGUUAACAUGUUAGUUUAAAAUAAUUUUUUAGGAAUAGAACCUUAAAAUCACUUUUAGGAGCGGUAAUAAAAUACUAAGUUACUGCUUGAUAUCACAUUUUAAUAUUUUCUGGUUUGUUAAUUAUUGAAAUAAAACUAUAUUUAAUAUCAAAAUGUAUGUUGAAUUCAAAAAAUACAUACAAAUUAUAUAUUACUGUUUAUACUAUUCUAUAUAUAUAUAAGUUUUUACAAUUUAUAUACGCCUGCAAUCAAAAAAAGUCGUUUUAAAAAUUUGUUUGUUAUGAAUUUGAUAAAAUUUACUAAAUAGUUAAUGCAUUUAUAAAAUAUUUUAGUCAUUAAAUAUAAUUUAAAUUUUGAAAAAAUGUUUUCGAUAUUUCACAUAUACUUUCUUUAUUGACGAGACAAAAUAUAUACUUUGCUAAACGUAAAACUCAUGAUUAGGCUAUUUAACGGAUUAUAUUUUUUUUUUUAAACAUAAAAUAAUUUUCAUAGUCUUGUGUGCUAUUUUUGUAAAAAAUAUUUGCCCAAAUCAACUACAUAUAUACUUGUUAAAAUCUAUUUGAUUAUGUCUACAUAUAAACUAAAAUAUAACUGAUAAUAUGCAAUACUUACCUGAUAGUCUGGUGUUCAAACAAUUGAUUUCGAUAUUAUAUUAUAAUAGAAAGAGAAGAAAAACUACUUUAAAACAAAAUUUGAAAUUCGAGUGUGGUGUUGAGUCUAGUUCCCGUGUGUGAUGUUUCAGAUAAUUUCUUAGAAAAACACACUUAAAAGCACAUUUAAAAUGGGUGCUUAAAACAUUUGAUAAUUUUAAUUUAAUUUUCAUUAACAUCAAACGAACAAUAUUUUUUUUAUUUUUUUAAGUGAUUUUUUUAUUAACGUAUAAUAGUUAGGUAAUUCAUAAAAUGUUAUCUAAUAAUUACAGUAUUUUACUGUAUCAUUUUUUGAAUCUGUUUGAUUGUAUUUUAUAAAACUUAUACCUUUCAUGCAUACAUUAUAAUACGUGAAUAUCAUAGCAUCCAUACGAUCGAUAAAACCUAUAAUAUAACACCAUUUUAUUCGAAACGUUACUAUUCAAUUUGUUAAAAUUUGUAUUAUACUUCAUUUUUGCUAUUUAACUUAUUACAUUUGCUUAUACUUUAUGUAUACAUUUUUUGGUUAUAACCGAUUAAUUUUGUUCAUUUUGAUUUGGAUUAUGAUUACGUUACAGGUUUAUCGGGAAGUCUUCAAACAUUAUCCGACCCAGUCAUGUGUCCAAAUAAUUGCGGUCGUUAUUAUAGUGGAAAACGACGGAAAGAUACUUUAAGGCAACAUUUGAAACUAGAGUGUGGUGUAGAUCCCAUGUUCUCAUGUAAAAUAUGUUUAAGAAAAUUUACUAGGAACGCAAGCUUAAUAAACCAUUUAGGAACGGUGCAUAAAACAUUUAAUAAUUGUAUUCAAUGAUUGCAAUGUAAUGCCCAUAAACUCUAAAAAACAACUUUCUUUCAAUACUUGUACAUAAGUUGCACAGAUUUAUUAAUAUUAUGUUUCUUAAUUUAUAUUGUAUAUUAUAUGAUACUCUAGAGUUUAUAAGACGUCUUUUUCGGGUAGACUUUAAAUACACAUAACCGAAUAUCAUCUAUUCGGUAUAAUAUGUUCUAUACUCGGUCAUUUGUAGUGUUACAACACUCUUUACUGUAUUGAUCGGCAUGCUAUCGAUACAAAUACUUGCCAAAAAAAUGUAGCCCGCUAUUGCUACUUUAUUUUUAUUGAAGUUUAUGGUCAUAUGCAUGUAAUUAAUGUAGUAUAGUAUUUUAACUCAUUCAUAAAGUGGUUUUCAUUUCUAUUAGGUACACGAAAAUAGUAAAAUUGUGUCAAAUUUAAACAAAGCAUGAAGUACAGCUGAUAUGGCAUAACAGUCACGUUAAUAAUAUGGUACAGUUCUACUACUUUUAGCAACAUGUUAUUUGAAUAUGUAUUAUUUUUAAAUUACUACACUAUUAAAUGCGUUUUUCUUAUCAUAGACCAGGAAGGACCUACUUCAUUCAAAAUAAUAUACAAAAUGUAUUUAAAUGGUUUUCAUUUUUCGCUACAUGGAAAUUAUUACAUCGUGCUAUGUUGUGUCACUCAAUUGUAUUUCUGGUAGGGUCCCUACAAAUAACGUGCUACUCCUGACCACUGCUCUUUGGAAAAUGUACCAUUCUUUUUUUAUGCUAUUUUUUUAUACUUAAUAUUUAAAUAACUGCUAUAACUAAACAUACUUGUUUACAAAUAUUUUGAUUACGUUUACAGGUUUAUUGGGAAGCCUUCAAACAUUACCCAACCCGGUUAUGUGUCCAAAUAAUUGCGGUCGGUAUUACAGCGGACCGUGGCGAAAAAGUAGUUUAAAAAAACAUUUGAAACUUGAGUGUGGUGUGGAGCCCAUGUUCUCGUGUGCAAUAUGUUCAAAAAGAUUUACUAGGAACACAACUUUAAAACAACAUUUAGGAACGGUGCAUAGAACAUUGAAUAAUUGUAUUUAAAAUUAAUUUGUAUGCCGAUAAUCGUUAAACUAACAGGUUUUUUUUUUCAAUAACAUUGAAGUUACGUUGAUAAUUUAUAUUUUAAAAUUGCAAAGUAUUUUUAAUGUGUAUUUAAAUUAUUAUACUCUGAAAUUAUAAGUUUUUCUGGAGCAUACUUUCUUUACUUAAUACAUAAAAUUAGUUCCAUCCAGGGUAAGCUGUUUAAAACAAAUAAUUGGUUUUAAACCUUAGAAAAUAAAAAUAGCCCUAAAUCCUAUACAAUCCUAAUAGCUAAAUCCCCUGUAGCUAGGUAAUCCUUCAAAGUUAAAUAUUAGUUAUGAUAGUUAAAUUUAAAAAUGUGUUGCAUUUUUUAAAAACUUUUUUAAUACAAUAAAAAAAAGUAAAAAAAUUUAUGUUUGAAAAAAAUAAAAUAUUUGCUCAUGUAUUAUUUAUAAUCUAUGUGUUAUAAUUUUUCAUAAACUUGAAUAUAAGUUAAGCAGUGAGUGUUACGCUUUUGGAGAGCACUAUUCUGUUUUUAUGUUGUAGUUAACACAUUUAAUUUGUUUAUGGUUUAUAUUAAAUGCCUUUGUUGCAACUGAAUAAAAUUAUUUAUACCGAUUUCGUUUACUGAAGUAUUAUUAAAUAUUAUACAUUUAUCAAACAUGUCGUGACUCACGGAAAGAGAAAUAAAACUGGAGUAUGGUAUUAAGCCUAUGUUAUCGUGUGCGAUAUGUUUAAAACAAUUUCUUAAAAACACACAAUUAAAAGCCUAUUUAUAAAACGGGUGCAUAAAAAAUUUAAUAAUUUUAAUUUAAUUUUCAUUAGAAUUAAACAAACAAUAUAUGUAUAUAUUUUUCAUAUUCCAAUAACGUAUAAGUUGCGCUAAUUUAUAAAAUAUAAUCUAAUAUUUCACAGGAUAAUAAAGUUGAUAGUAUUUUAUUUUGAGUCUUUUCGAUUACAUUUUAUACCUAUCAUGUAUAUUGUAUACAGUGUGUCCCAUCGUGCUCGAGGGACACACCGAUUUGGAGAAAAAUUAAACUUUUAUAUUCAUCCCCUAAAAUUUUCAAAAAUUUUCAAAAUAGCUAUUUUGUAAGAAAUAUUAUUAUUAUAACUUUGAUGUAUCACAUAUUCAUAUCCGAUGAAUAACUUCUUAGUUAGAGUCGUUUUAAUUAAGCGUGAAAACAAUUAAUAUUCAAUAAAAUAACACGUUAUGCGAUAAGAAAUUAAAAUCAGCAUGGUAAUUCUUUACCUUCUAUUGAAUAUUAAUUGUUUACUCCUAUUUUCUAGAAACUAAAAAAGGCUAUUAUUAAUCGGAUAUGAAUGUAUGAUACAUCAAAAUUUUUAGAAUAAAUUUUUUUACAAUAUAGAUAUUUUGAAAAUCAAUAAAGUUUUUUUUUUCUUGUGUGUGUGUGUGUGUGUGUUUAGGAGAUGAAAAUAAAAAUUUAAUUUUUCUGCAAAUCGAAGUCCCUCUCUAAAACAAACCGAAUGAAAAUCAAAAAAAAUCGAACACAAUUUAAUAUUAACAGCGUUAGAAAAAUCCGUCGAACACGGUGGGAUACUCUGUAUGUUGAAGAGUGCCGUGCGUGGGUGGGUCAGUGUCGUCUUGCCGGGUAGGUAUCCCGAGCUCGGUGUUCAAAUGUAUAAAUAUAUUAGAAUUUUGUUAUAUACCGACCGCGCACACCAUUAGUUAUUAAGUAAAUUAGUUUAUGUUAGUUUUAAUGUUUUUAUCGCGAAUGAUAGAAGUUUUGUUCAGUAACGUUGGGCGAUGACCCGACUAAACCAUUGCUGUUCGUUUUCCUCCGUCCGUCAAUAUCGGCGGCUCGUAUAGCCGCCGAUAUUGUUUGGCUCGUAUAGCCACUUUAUAUUAUAAAAAUGUUACCUGAGUCGCGUUACCUAGGUAUGCAGCUAGCCAGUCUGCGCUCCGUGUAUUAACUGUGAGUAAUUUUGUAUUAUAAUUUAUUAAUAUAGUUGUGUCUUGUGUGUUAUUUUGGUAACACCGUAUUUAUAUACCUACUAUUAAUUGUGGCUCAACAAGGGCUGAUUUAAUUAUUACUUAUUGAAUAUUGUUUGUAUUGUAGUGAAUUAUUAUAAUUUUUAUUUCUGUACAUUUACCUUCCAAAAACACAAAAAUACUAAAUAGUUACUAAUAAUUGUGUUACCGCUAAUUUCCCUUAGUACCUAUAGGUUUGAGAACACACUUGACACCCAUUACACAUUAGUACUUACUAGUCUUGCUCGGUAAUCCCGUUCACUUCUUUUGGGUCGCUACAUACAUAUUUACGCAUCAAGUAGACGGGUCGACCGGUAGGUAUUUUUGCACGCAGAAUAUAGGUACGGUGUCCGGGUAAGGCGAACUAUUAUUAUUUGUACCAAGCCCAUACAGUGUAGUUAAUACACUAUAUAGCGACAAUCGAUGUAACCUAUAACACCAUAUUAGUCGAAGUGUUAAAAUUCGAUACCACCAGUUUUUAUUUAAUUUAUUUCAUUUGCUUUUAUUGUGUGUAUAAAUUCUUUGGGUGUAACUGAUUAUUAUUGUUCACAUCGAUUUUAAUUAUGAUUACGUUACAGGUUUAUGGGGACAUCGUCAAAUAUUACCCGAUCCGAUCAUGUGUCCAAAUGAUUGCGGUCGUUAUUAUCGCGGAAGGAGACGAAAAUCGACUUUAAAAGAACACUUGGCACGGUGUUAUGGGGUGAAACCUGUUUUCAGGUGUAGAAUUUGUUUAAGCAAGUUUUCUAACAACGAAGACUUAAUAAACCAUUUAGGAAUGGCGCAUGAAACAUUUUAAGAAUUAUGUUCAAUGAUUGCAAUGUAUUACCAAUAAAUGUUAAAUAAGUACCUAACAUCAUUUCAUUUUAUUAUUUUUUUUUUUCUAUAACAUUUAAUAUGUUUAUAACUAGCUCUAAUUUAUAAACUAUGUAACAUUUUACUAUUAUAUUCUACUAGAUAUUGAACUAUACAGUGAGUUUUAAAGUAUUUUUGUAAUACUAAUACUUAAUUUAACUAAUACCUAUUAAAUAUACGUACGUUGAAAUAUACCACAACCUCGAUUUUUUGUAGUGUCACAAUAUGCUUUGUAAAAUUUACUAUUCUGUUUUUAUGCUAUAGUUGGGAAAUUAUUCAUUUUUUUUUAUUAUUAUUAUUCGUAUUCAAUUCCGUUGCUACAACUGAAUAAAAAUAUUUACACAAAUUAUAUCGAUUUCGAUUUUUUUUACAGAUCAAUCUGAGUAUCCUAAAGAAUUACCCGACCCACUCAUGUGUCCAAAUGAUUGCGGUCGUUAUUAUCGUGGAAAGAGGCGAAAAUCUACUUUAAAAGAACACUUGACACGGUGUUUUAAGGUGAAGCCUAUUUUCACGUGUGCAAUAUGUUUAAACAAAUUUAAUACAAACACAAACUUAAAACAACAUUUAGUUACAGUGCAUCAAACAUUUUAUAAUUAUAGGCCUUGUAUGCCAUAGUGAGUAAGUAUUGCUAAUAAAUGUAAACAAACAUUUUUAUUUUUAAUUCUUUAAUUUUUUUUUUCAAUGAUUUUUCAAUGUUACAGAUAAUUUUUUUUAAAUCUUUUAAUCACCUACUAUUGUAAUUUUUUUUUUUCUUUAUAAGCUAUAACAUGUGCUGAUUUAUAAAAUAAAUUAUAUUUUAGAGUAUUAUACUAUAUUUUGAAUUAUAAAUUGAGUUUAGAAGUCUUUUUUUGAGUACUUAAUUUACCUAAUAUCAAUCUUUUAUGCGUUAUAAUAAUAUGGUUUAACUUCAAUUAUUUGUAGUGUCAUAAUACAUUUUAGGUUGUGUACCAUUUUGUUGUUAUGCUACAGUAUACAAAUUUAAUAAUUUUUUAUAAUAUAAUUCUUUAACUACAUCUGAAUGACGUUUUUAUAAUAAUUAUAUCUAUUUCGUUUUCGUUUUCGUUUACAGGUUUAUCAGGAAGUCUUCAAACAUUACCUGACCCUGUCAUGUGUUCAAAUAAUUGCGGUCGUUAUUAUAGUGGAUCGUAUCGAAAAAUUACUUUAAAAAGACAUUUGAAAUUGGAAUGUGGUGUAGAACCUAUGUUUUCGUGUGUAAUAUGUUUAAAAAAAUUUGCUAGGAACUCAAACUUAAAACAACAUUUAGGAACGGUGCAUAAAGUAUUUUAUAAUUGUAUUCAAUAAUAGCCAUGUAUUUCACAUACACGUUAAAUGAGCCGCUUUUAUUAUUUUUUUUGUUUAGAUUCUGAAUUAUGACAUAACUUCAAUUUGAUUUGUGUAAGCCAUACGAAAUAAAUAAAUAGAUAACUUCAAUAUUAUUUGUACUCUCAUAAUCCGUUUUAGAAAUAUGUACCGUUAUUUUUUAUUAUACUACAGUUAACCCAUUCAACAGAUAAUAUGAUAUCAUUUUUUUACUGUAACUAAAUAACGUUGUUUAUAAUAAUUAUAUCAAAUUCGUUUAUAUAUUGGAAACUCGUCAAUUACUCGACCCUGACAUGUGUCCAAAUAAUCGCGGUCGUUACUAUAGUGGACUAUUUCGAAAAAUCAUUUUAAAAAGACUUUUGAAACUGGAAUGUGGGAGUAUAAGUAUAAGAAAAUUCACUAGAAGUGCAAACUUAAAACUACAUUUAUGACUGGUGCAUCAAAUUUUAUUUUUGAAUGAUUGAAAUAUUAUCAAUAAAUGCUAAUCAAGGACACUGUUUUUUAUUUGUUUUUUUAUUUAUUAUUUUUUGAGAGAAAAUAAUUGUCCCGGUACUUUAUUAUUUUCUUGAUUACCUUUUACCGAAUUAUAACGCAAUUUUAUAACAUAGGUAGUCACAGUGGCGGAUUUUCAACAUUUUUAUAGGAGGAUAUCCUAAAAAAUCAUAUGUAUAUUUCAAAGGUAUAUUUAAGUUAAUUUUUUUUAGACGACAGUUUAUUGAAAUUCUAUCGGUGUCUGGGGGUUUAAACAGGGCUGGCGUUCUAUGUUCGCGACCAGGUCCUACGUCCAGGGUGCCUGCUGUAAGGGCGGGGGGCGCCUCAACAAUAAUAACUGUGUUAUAUGUUGUAAAACAUUGACAAUACACGAGUGGACAUGAUUAUAUAUAGAAAGGAAUGUAUAAUAUAAAUUCAAAUAGCAAUAUUGAGAUUGGUGACAUAGAAAAUAGCUAAUAAUAAUAUUCCUUAUAUUUGGAAUGCAGCGAGAGAUUUAUUGGUUUUACUAUAGGUAGUGUGCGUUUUUAUUUUUUUAUGUAAACAUGUUAACAACUUUUCUGAAAUGGAAUUUUAUCUAAUUGGUGCAUUAAAGAGGUUAUUUUUUGAUUUUCCAAGGUGUUUUUAAAAUAAUUGGGAAAAACCGGAAAGAAAAUUAUAGGUAAAACGGCAAAUAUUUCGGCUCGCCGGGGCGUUACUGAUUUCAUUGUUUUUCAUUUGUGCAAUGACGAUUGAUUUGGUUAUUUUUAAUGUUUAACCACUAACAGAGAUAGCGUAUUUUGAUAUCUAAAGUAGUUUUCAUAGUAAUGGGAAAAUCCAAAAAAGAUGAGAAUAAGAUUUUUUUGGCGCAAAGAUUUUAUUAUUUAAAAUUUGUAAGAUUAUAUUAUUUUUCUACCAGAAAUCUUUUUUCAAAUAACAAGAAUAGGAUAUUUUAUGAAAAAAAUGUUGUCUAAUUUAUGAGUAAGAAAGUCCUUAUUUGAUUAGCUGUAUUGUUUUUCUAAUAAUUACGAAUAACUUAUGGUACAAACUAUAUGCUUGACUCUUAAAUUUUAAUACACAGUAACCGCCAUUUUAUCAUGUUUUAAUAUUACUGGUAUCACUAUUAAAUUAUGCAUUUUUUCUUUUCAAAUUGAUUCACAUUUCAAUAAUAAAUUUCCAAAAUGUACAAAACAACUUACUUAGUAAUUAUUUUAUUUAAUAUGUAUUAUUAUAUUUGUAUAUUAUUGAAUAUGGUUUUAGAAUUAUUUUACUAAUAAUCUGUCAUAAUAAAUGUAUUGUUAUUAUUAUCUAUUAUUAUACGGUGACCGUGUUUACUACUAGUUUUACUAGUUUAUACUAGAAAUAUUAUACCAUAUUAUACUACUAGAAAAUAAAUUAAGGAAAAUAUAAUAAUGAAUAAUAUAUUUAAAUGUUUGUUAUUACUUUAUUAUAAUGUAAAACAUGACUGGUUUUAUAAUUUGUAAAUUGUAGAUGCGUCUUGUUACACAUUAUUUAUUUUAAUAUUUGAGCAAAGCGAGAACACUUUUUUUGUAACUAAAUAUUUGUUUAAUAAAAGCUGCCCACUUAAUCUGAGUUUAGGCAUAAUAUAUAUAUAUAUAUAUUAUGUAGGUACUUAUUAACCAAUACACCACUAAUGUUUUACAUUAUACUAUUUUUUAAAUUUAAUAGUCUUCCAAUAUUAUAAACUAUCUUCUGCAUUACUUUUGGGCUUUCAGUACUGAAAUAUAUAAUUUUGUUUGUAUGUCAUUACUGUAUACUAAUCUAUUAAGGCAUACCUGUCGUCCAUCAUACGCUUUAGAACAAGGUUUUAAAAAUGUACCUACCAUUGUGUUUUCAUGCUAUAGCAAACACAUUUAAUUGGUGCACUUUAUAUAAGUAGUCGUUAUACAAUUCCUUUUUUGCAACCGAAUAAUAUUUAUAAUAUUUAUACUGAUUUUGGUUUAAUUUAUAGGUUUAUCGGGAACUAUUCAAACAUUACCUGACCCGAUCAUGUGUCCAAAUAAUUGUGGUCGUUAUUACAGUGGACGGAGGCGAAAAAACACUUUGAAUCAACAUUUGAAACUGGAAUGUGGAGUGGAGCCUAGGUUCUCGUGUGCAAUUUGUUUAAGAAAAUUCACUAGAAGUGCAAACUUAACAUACCAUUUAAUAUCUGUGCAUAAAACAACUAAACAUAUUUAAUAAUGGCAAUGCCUUUAAAUGUUGAACAACAUAUUUUUCUAGGUAUUUUUUUCAAUUUCAUACAAGAUGUCUAAAUUUAUAAAAUAGGUUAUAUUUUUCAGUGUAUACUAUAUAUUAAACUAAACACCGAGUGUUAAAAAUAUUUUUUGAGUUUACUCUAUUUACCCAAUAUCACGUACAAAUAUGCAUAACCUUAAUCAUUUGUAGUAAUGCAAUAUACUAGGGAAAAUAUUCUAUUUGGUUUUUAGACUAAAGUUCAUAUUUCAUUUGUUUACACUAUUUAUUGUUCAUAUUAUAUCAUACCUUUUCGGCAACUGAAUAACAUUAUUAUUAUCGAUUUUGAAUUCGUUUACAGAAUCAUCGAGGUUCUAUAAUUUUCAAACAUUACUGAAGUAGUAAAAAAAAAAAAAAAAAUGAAAAUUAGCGACUAUUAAGGCGUAUAAAACAAUGAAUUAUGUUGUGAGUAGUACAUUGAUUUAGUUUAAAAAACCGUUAGAAUUUUAAUAGUGUGGCAUUAUUUUUGGUUUUGCUAUUAAAUCUUAAGCAAAACUCACAAUUAAAUAUAAUAAUUAUUCAACUGGUUUUCGUGAUUUAUAGAAUAAUGCAAUAAAUACAUUUUUAUUGUUGUGUGGUAGUAUGUUUUGCGAAAUCCCACUUUGGUGCUAAAUAAUUUUGUUUAUUUAUAAUUUAAAAUAAUAAGCUUUCUUACGUUUAUUGUAUCGAUUUUUUUUAUUUUUAUUUAGACCAUUUGCUUUAUUUGUAUUUUUUUGAAUUUGAAAAUAUUUUUCUUCAUUACUUUCACAGAUCUAUUGGUAAACAAUUUUGAUAUAUCUGAAGCCAAUCCCGUUACUACGCCUAUAUGUGCCCUAAUAGCGGUUGUUAUAAUAAUGGACUACAGCGAAAUAGUAGAUUAAAAUGACAUUCGAAAUUGGUGCAUAUAACAUAUAACUUUCCAACAAACGCUCAAUAAAUAUUAAUCAAUUAUAACACGAUUCGUUUUAUAAAAAUUGGCCAUGAUUUUUAUGGUGCUUUAUUAUAUUUGUGUUUAUAACUUAUUGAAUUAAAACAUAAGUUAUCAUAAAUAUCGAAUUAAUUGUUGCAAAUAUUAAAUGAAUCGAUACAUAUUCAAUCAGUUGUUGAGUCGAUUCACACCUACUACCUACAUUACAACUUUAUAAUUAAUAAUAGGUUAUAUUUACAAUCGCUGUUAUACUUAUUUUUAUUUUCAUAGGUGUUGGAAAAGUACAGUUUCGCUUUACUGCCAAUUACAUUUUUAAUGUUGCUUUUUUCGUCAUUCAGAGUGUUAAUGUUUUUAGUUAUAGCAUUUUUUAAUAUCUAUUUUAAUUACGUUUACAGAUAUUUGGGCAAAUUUUGUUGAAAUGUCGGAAUCUGACCCGAUCUUGUGCCCGAAUUGUGGUCGUCAUUAUAGUGGACCUGUGCGAAAAAGGAGUUUAAAAAAACAUUUGAAACUAGAGUGUGGCGUUGAACCUAUGUUUUUAUGCACGAUAUGUUCAAAAAGAUUCACUAGAAAUGAGAGCUUAAAGCGACAUUUAGUACUGGUUCAUAAAACACUUUAUAAUUAUACAAUAAACGAUCAAUAAAUACUAUUCGAUAAGUUUUAUAAAUAGCGGACAUGAUUUUCCUGGUACUCGAUUAUUUUCCUAUUUGUAAUUUAUUGAAUUUAAAAGACUUGUAUAUAACACAAGUUAUCAUGAAUGUCGAAAUAUCGUAACAUAUAUAAUAAAAUUGAUAAAUAUUUAAUCAAUUAUUUUCGUUGAAAAUGUAUUGGUGUUCUACAUUAUAAGUAUUAUACUUAUAAAUUAUAACCGUUGUUUAUUUGUGUUAUAAUAGGUGUUGGAAAAGUACCGUUCCGUUUUAGUACUACUUAUUAAACCUAUAAUUUUGUUCACAUUAAGUUAUUUCUUUUUUUAAUAUCAAAUUGAAUUACGAUCACAGCUAAUUUAGCGAACUAAGAAAAAAUAUCGGAACCCAAUUUAGUCAUGUGUCCAAAUAAUUUCUUUGGACUGAGACGACAUUCUACAUUUUUUUACAUCGAUUUCGAUUACGUUUAUAAGUUUAUCGAGAAAUCUUGAAACAUUAUCCAACUGGCUAACGUGUUCAAAUAUUUGAUAUCAUUAUUAUAGGAGUUAAAGUGAAUAAACACUUUAAAACAAUAUUUGAAGCUAGGGUGUGUAAUGAGUACUUUGGCAUGGGUGGAGUACAGGGGUAGACUCAGUAGAGGAAGGGAGACUAAUGAACGGAAAAAUCAAUUCGGGUCGAUAAGAUCAUUUUAUGAUGUGGACUGGUAUGAAUACCUAAAAACAAUUUAUUUUAAAAAUUUUGAUAAUGAUAAUUGUAUUUUUAUAUCAAAUUUAGAAGUUUAUAUCAAUAUUGCUGUACUUAUACUGUAGUUUCUAACCUCCAAAGAGACCUAUAAUAAAGCCAAAAAUUGAGUUUAUUGCUGUACAAAUAUAUACCUUAAUGUAUGCUAUUUAAUAACAUCAAUUUCGUCUUAAAUUAAGAUUGAAAUGUCGAUUGAUAUAAGCGAGUUACAUUUUGUGGUUAAAGCUAAAAAAUAUAAAAAAUAUAUUGUUUUUUAAGCCACUCAAAUACUCCUGAGUACUUUACCCGUGCGGAAGUACACCCAGUCCAUCCCCGGUGGGGUAAAACCUUAUAUAUAUAUAUAAGCGGUCAUAAUUGUUUACGUUUCUUAAUAUUUAACUGUUUUUUAUUGACCAAAACUUAAUUGUAUAGCUUCAGUCGUUACGUAUGUUGAAAUAUUAUAACAAAUAUUAAAUAGGUAAUUAUUAUUGUUUUAUAGAUUUUGUCGAAAAAUAUGUCCAUUGCAUCGAUAAUUUUUAUUAUCCUACGUUUUUCAAUAUCAUAUGCUGUAUGGGUUUUAAACUUUGUUGCAGAUUAGUUUUGAUCUUUUUAACAUACAUAACCUCUAAAAUUGUAUGUGUUAUUUUUUUACUCAAAGUAUUUGCCUAAGCAAUUGCAUAUCAUGGAUAAACUCAAUUAUUGUUAUAAUAUCUAAUUUAGUUACGUUUACAGAUGAUUUUCUGAAUUUAUUAGAAGAAAUAUCAGAAUCUGACCCGGUAACGUGCCCAAAUUGUAAGCGUCAAUAUAGCGGGCGAGGGCGAAAAUAUAAUUUAAAAAAACAUUUGACAUUGGAAUGCGGCGUGGCACCUAUGUUCUCGUGUGCGAUAUGUUCCAGAAAAUUUAGCAGAAAUGAAAGUUUAAAACGGCAUUUAGUAACAGUGCAUAAGACACUUAAUAAUAUAUGCCAGUAAACGUUAAACGAGAAUACCUAUUUUUCGUUUUUUAAAAGCAUGUAUAGAUUUGUACUCAUAAUUCCAUUAUUAGUCCGAUGUAGAACUGCAAUAUUAUUUAUUAUUAAGUCCUGUUGAAUAUUAUUCAAUAUUGUAACAUAUAAUAUUAAACUUUCACUCUAUACAAUUACAUUAUAUUAAAUUAAUUAUUUUCAUUUUUACUUUAUUCAAAUUUGUAAUAUGUUUAUAAUCUCGUAUAUAUACCACCUGUGCAUUUUCAAUAGUAAUAAAACUAUUGUGCCGUUUGUUUGAUUUUAAGUAAUACUUAUUAUUCGUGUGGUUUUACAUGCGAUUACCGUCUGAAGUGUUCUCCAAAAUAAGCAUUUAUAUUAUACCGGUUAUUUAUACGUUUAAUAAUGUACGUUUUGUUUGAAUUUUCAGGUUUACGAGAGGAUAAGAAAAUUACCAAAAAAAAAAAAAAAAUUGAACAAAUUGCGGUUGUCAUUUUAGCAGAUGAGAACAAACGAUAGUUUAAAAUAAACAUUGAAGACCACAUUUGAUAUGCACCAAAAAUCCGAUGUUUUCGUACGCGAUAUUUUCAAGAAGAUUAACUAAAAACGAAAGUUUAAAACGACAUUUAGGAAUGGUUCAUAAAAUAUUUGAUUACUAUUGGGCAUCUUUAGGUACAUUGAACGUAAAAUCGGGACGCAAUUUUUUUUUUUUUAUAUAAGGGACAAAAUGACGUAUAUAUGCUGCUAGGAUUUAUUUUCCGGUUACUUAUUUAUCAUCUGAAAUAUAAAAUCUGUUUGCAUGAUUAUAGUGUCUUUUUGUAAUAUACGAGUAUUUUUAAUAUCAUUGAUUAUACAAUAAACAAAUCACAUGCAAUAAAUUUAGUUACUAUAACCGGUUCGAUGCAGCCGAUCUGAAGCGCUAGAGUCGUCGCCAUUAAUUCUCACCGUAUUACCUACUGCAUUUGGACUGUGUAAUACAUUUCGAUAUAUUAUUUUAUUAUACUCAAAUAAUUCCUUUAGUUUCUUUUUUUAAUGCUGAAUCCUUGUUUAAAGUAAUAAUCGCCUAAAUCAAUUGCAUAAUCAACGCAUAUUCUAUAUAUUAAUUAUUCAUGCAUUCAUUUUAUUUUGAUUAUACGUUUACAGGUUUAUCGGGAAAUUUCCCAACGCUACCCGACCUAGUCGUGUGUCCGAACGGUUGUGGCCGUCACUAUGUUGGUUCGUUUUCUAAGUAUAAUUUGAAAAAACAUUUAACAUUCGAAUGCGGCGUGGAGCCUAAAUUCUCGUGUGCGAUAUGCUUAAGAAGAUUUACUAGAAAAGAAGGCUUAAAACGACAUUUAACAAUGGUGCAUCGAAUGGUUAAUCACUGUGCAUACACAUUAUUCCGGAGUUCUGAUGAUAAGUCUUAG
This is a messenger RNA of Cinara cedri, 26996 nucleotides long. The record is from the annotation of a GenBank genome assembly. Lineage: Eukaryota; Metazoa; Arthropoda; Insecta; Hemiptera; Aphididae.